This is a messenger RNA of Electrophorus electricus (electric eel), 4419 nucleotides long. RefSeq names its product espin (gene espn). The record is from RefSeq and is a predicted model, not a curated record. Gene Ontology annotation, biological process: actin filament bundle assembly. Gene Ontology annotation, cellular component: cytoplasm. Lineage: Eukaryota; Metazoa; Chordata; Actinopteri; Gymnotiformes; Gymnotidae. Gene Ontology annotation, molecular function: actin filament binding.
AUGGUUGUGGAGAGGACACUUCUUGCUGCAAGGCAAGGUGACGUACAAACUCUGAAAGUACAUUUAGCGGAAAAAGUGCUUAACAAGGAUGUCAAGGAUAUGCUCGGAGCGACCCCUGUUCACCACGCUGCCCGGGCGGGGAGGUUAAACUGUCUCCGGUUUCUUGUGGACGAGGCACGUUUACCGAGUAACAGCCUGGCUAAUAAUGGCGCAAGUCCUGCACACGACGCUGCUGCCACGGGAAACCUGGCAUGCUUGCAGUGGCUCCUAACGCAAGGCGGCUGUCAUGCAUCGGCUAAAGACAGCUCAGGGGCCACCAUCCUCCAUCUGGCUUCCCGCUUCAGCCACCACGAGAUCACUGAUUGGCUACUGAAGAGCGGGGCAGGGAAUCCCAGCAUUGCCACGGACACAGGGGCUCUUCCUGUUCACUAUGCUGCUGCUAAGGGGGACUUGCCCUCGCUUAGACUACUAUUAGGACACAGCCCAAAUGUUGUUAAUUUCCAAACCAAGAACGGUGCCACACCUCUAUACCUUGCAUGUCAGGAAGGACAUCUAGAAGUUGUCCAAUACCUGGUUAAGGAAUGUGGGGCGGAGCCAAGUAUUAGAGCCAAUGAUGGAAUGACGCCUCUGCAUGCGGCUGCCCAAAUGGGACACAACACUGUCAUUGUUUGGCUGAUGAGCUUCACAGACGUCAGCCUGUCGGACCAAGACAAAGAUGGCGCCACUGCCGUGCACUUCGCCGCCAGCCGGGGCCAUGCCAAGGUGCUCGGCUGGCUCCUCCUUCACGGCGGUGAGAUUGUGAAGGACGGCUGGGGCGGGACCCCCCUCCAUGACGCAGCGGAGAACGGAGAACUGGAAUGUUGUCAGAUUCUAGUGGUGAACGGGGUAGACCUCAGAAUUCAGGACCAGGAUGGUUUCACUGCAGCAGACCUGGCUGAGUACAAUGGCCAUCUGCAGUGUGCCAAGUAUCUACGCACAGUUGAAAACAUGAGCGUGGAGCACCGCGUCCUGUCGCGGGACGCCUCUCUGGAUCUGGACUAUAAGCAGCCUGACUCGGGCCUGUCGUCUCCGCAUGCCACGCUGAUGACAGCGGCCGGCGCCACCACCGAAUUCCACGCGGGCUCCCCUUCUAGCUCACUGUCCAAUUACGACUCGGCCAACUCCAGCCAGUCCAGCACAGGGGAGAAAAAGAGCAGCCCGCCACCAGCACGAGCAGCAGCAGAGUCCUCCAUCACUGACAUGCAGACGUACAUGGACAUGCUGAAUCCUGAUGAGGCUGUUGGGGGCCGCAAGGAGGAGGAGCCAGCGCAGCCUCCGCCCCCUCCCUCUUUUCCUCCCCCUGCCCCUCCACCUAACUCCGCCCACCACUUGCCACCUCCCCCCAUGUAUCCCGCACCCACACCGCCUGAGGAGGCGGCAUCGGCCGAGUUCCUGAAGGUGAAGAGUAACCUUCGUCGUGUGGACAACUGCACUGUGAAGAAAGAGCUGUCAGAGGGGGAACACCCAGACAGACUGCGGCGGGUCGACUCCAACAGGAAGUCACGCAGCUUUAGCAAGCAACCCAGCACUGGGGACUACUACAAGACCCUGGGGACGGACGCCACGGACCAGCGUUCCCGCCAAGCUAUGGCACCUAAUGAGGAGGGUUCUGCGCUGCUGGAGGAACCGGCGGAUGUGGUGCCUGAGCCUCCAAAUGGAACAGGGCCCCCCGAGGAGGUGCCUGCACCUCCCCCGGCUCCCCCGCUGCCCAGCGGCGGCAUCAACCCCACCCCGAGCCCUCCUCCACCUCCGCCCCUGCCCUGCGAGAUGCCCACACCUCCCCAGAGCACCACCGGCACUGCACCUGGACCGUCAAGCCGCUUGUCCUCCUCCUCCUCGAGCAGCACUAAAUCCUUCAACAUGAUGUCCCCUACUGGAGAUAACUCAGAGCUUCUGGCUGAAAUCAAGGCCGGAAAGAGUCUGAAGCCCACACCCCAAAGUAAAGGCUACACGACUGUCUACUCAAGCUGCGGGACCACGGGGAGCAACGGAGAACACACAAUGUCACCACCUCAGCCCCAAUCUCAGCCCCAGCCUCAAUCCAAUGUGCUCAAAUCGAUAAAGCCCACAUCUUCCUCCUCCUCCUCUUCAUCCACGCCCACAGCAACUCCCACGGCCUCUAGCCCCCGGAACCUCUCCAGCUCACAAAGCUGCGAUCAACUGCCCGCGGUCGUUAACGGCAACGGUGCCUCGGGCCACAGCAGCAAGUCCAGCCUGGUGGAUAUAGAGGCCCUGGUGCCCACCCAUGACGAGCAGGGCCGGGCCAUUCCUGAGUGGAAGAGACAGGUGAUGGUGCGCAAGCUUCAAGUAAAGAUGCAGGAGGAAGAGGAGAUCAAGAGAAAGGUUGAGGAAGAGACUGCCCGCCUAGCAUCCCUGCCUGCCUGGAGAAGAGACAUCAUGAAGAAAAAACUAGAGGAAGAGAAGGAGCAAAAAAGAAAAGAGGACGAGCGGCUGAGGAUGGAGAAGGAAAACGAGGAGAAGUUGGAGCUGGAGCGACUACGCACGCUAGGCUACGACGAGACAAAGCUGGCGCCGUGGCAGCGACAGAUCAUCCUAAAGAAAGGGGAUAUAGCAAAAGACUAGAGCCAGCUGUGCCUGUUCCUUAUCUGUUUCCUGCUCCUCAACCUCCUGCAGUUCACGCCAUUUCCCACAAUCCUCUAUUGCGUGUGCACAGUGGGCCCACUUUAAGUUUGACUGCUUGAAUUAUUACAGUGAUUAGCUAAGAGGAGGUUAUGUACAGGUAAGAGCUGAUAAAGGAUUUAUAGUUCUUUGAAAUAAGAAAUAUGUGCAAUUGUUCCAAGGGUCAAAAGACUAUAAUUUUAUAAGUGGUGCUGACCAAUUGUGCAUUUACAGAUUUUUAAAGAAAAAAAUUCACACCCCAGCAAUGAUAUUACACGUUUCAAUGCAGCUAUGUUUUGCAAAUUAUUCUUAGGCAUACACACAUGUACUGCUUUUUCCCCACACUACAUCAUUUCAAGUCUUUUGAAGUAUUUUCAUAUAUAGUAAUGUAUGUUUAGGAUCAAUGUAGUUAUUCUGCACACACAUUUUUGCAGUUUUUGAACCUUCAGACUAAUCUGAUUAAAACAGACUAAUUUGAAUAAAAGCAUCAGUUCAAAAACAUGUUUGGUAUGGAAAGAUAUAUUAGUACACUGAAAUAUUUCAGACAGAAAAGACUUUUACAAGGUACGCAAAUUAUUAAGUAACAACAAUGUGCACAACCUACCUUAGAUGUGUCUUCUCUUAGGAUAUCAAGCCUAUUCUUCCCUUUUCAGUCCAGGAAUGUUAGAUUAGUUAAUAAAUGAGUAGGUAAAAACAAUAUACGUUAUUCUUCAUGAAUAUAUUUCAGAUUGGGGGGGGGGGGUUUUCUGAUCAGGAAAAUGUAUGUAGCUUAUCACAUAAGAACACCAGAAGAGGGCAUCAGACCUCGGUGUCAUGAAUUCCAUUAUGUGGUAUCCCACAAGGCCACAUGUGGGCCUGUUUAUUCCAUGCACAAUCCGUGACUGUUACUCUGCAGUUAUGAAGCUAAAUUAAAUGUUACUGCAAGUAAUAUGUAAAUGUUAGACUAACAUGUAAAUGUUAGACAAAAAAAGUUCAAUACAUUUAGGUGUGCAUAUUUCCAAUAAAAUUAGGACACAAAUUUUAUAUCAGAACCAGGACCCUUAUGGUGGUGAGGAGCCAAUGUCUUAAAUAUUUCACUUAGCUAUGUAUUAAUUACACACUUUCUGUCCUAAUAUCGCACCUGUGAUGUCUGUAGAGAUGUUCCAAACCGGAAAGUUUACAGUGGCUGCAAAGGAAUUGUUGUGUAACAGAUUACAUUCUUGUUUCACUAUUGUACACCUUAUAUAUAAACACAUACACUAUCCUUAUGUGACCAAAAUAUCCUUAUCAGAAGAAAGUUUUUCUGCUUUUCUUCUUAGUGGUAGUACCAGGACCUCUGAAAAGUGCCGGAUGUGUCUUUGUCUGAAUGCACAUUUAUAUAUGUAGUGUCCAUCCUGUGUCAUUACAUGUGUGCUAGGUAAACUUGACAGAUUUUCAGUGUACAUUUGUUAGUUUUUCUUUUUGGAAAUUGUAAAAAAAAAAAAAUUAUAUAUAUAUAUAUAUAUACACACAUACAAAUAUAUAUGUAACACAUGGUCCUCUUUGAGUUAUUGACUGGAAAUAAUCUUAAUUCAUUUGAUGCCAUAAUGAUUAAUCAAAUAUAUGUGAACGCAUUGCCAUUAGAAGAUUUUCUAUUCACGACUAAUGUAUAUAGCAAUACUGAGAAACUGUUAACGAACUUACACUAUGUUCUAACAAAUUUUUUUUCUUUUCAGCCUUUGCUUGCAACACACUAAUUAUUGUAAACCUUCAAUUUCAGACUAUCAAAUGAAACUGAAUAAA